CAUCUUUCAAAAGCCUUAAAGUAAAAAUCAAAUUUUUGUCAUGAAAUUCUUCUUUUGUGUAAUUUUUGCCAUUUUUGCAUUAUUGGCAAUGGGAGCAAGUGCAGAAGCACGCGGCAAGCCUCCAGCGCCUGGAAAAGCUUGCACACCAGGUUCAACAUGGAAAGAAAAUUGCAAUACAUGUACUUGUACAAACGGUGGAUACCCAGCUUGCACUAAAAUGGCUUGUCCUCCAAGUACUUCAAAAACAGGCUGAGAAUAUUUAAUUCUAAAUAAAUAUUGAAGAAUGUAAAAUAAAAGUACUACACAAAUUUUUCCAAAAAAAUCUAAUUUAUAAAACAAUUUCGAAACGAGUAAAAUUUCAAACAGAAUAAAAUACAGUUUUUUUUUAAUUUUUGUUAAAGAAAUAAUGAAUUUAAGCUUCUAAAAUAUAAAAAAUAAAAAAAUUACUUUCGUUAAAAUGAAACAAGAAUUUUUAUAACUUAUGUCGAUAAUCCAUGAUGUUGGUUUAUUGUAUUAAAAAUGUUUUGAGAACAAAAAUAAAUCAAUUAAAAAUGUUUUUUUAAAUUUAUCAGAGAGUCAAAACCAGUUUAAAAAUAUUUGAAGUCUUUGAAAUAAACCUAUUUAGUAUUUACCCUAAAAUUGAUUAAAAAAUCACAGAAUUGCUUUAAUAUCACGUUUCCAAUGGAAUAUGCAAAUGUAAAAAAAAUAUUAUCGGUUGAAGUUGUAUAAAAAUGUAAAAUAAGUUGGUUAUUAACUCAGUCAUCUUUUAAAAGUCUUCAAGUAAAAAUCUAAGUUUCAUCAUGAAAUUAUUUUUUUGUGUGAUUUUUGUCAACUUUGCAUUAUUGGCAAUGGGAGCAAGUGCAGAAGAACAGGAACACAUUAUCGACCAGACACCAGCGCCUGGUAAAGAUUGCAUUCCAGGUUGGGUUUACCGUGAAAACUGCAAUACUUGUAUAUGUGGUAAUGAUGGAUAUGGACAUUGCACUUUGAUGAUUUGUCAUGGCUAUCCUGAAAAACCUCAGAUUAUUUACUUACAUAAAAUAUCAAAACCCGAAGACGACAUUAUCGACCAGACACCAGCGCCUGGUAAAGAUCCUGAAAAACCUCAGAAUAUUUUCUUACAUAAAAUACCAAACCCCGUACAAAAAGUGAUAGACAGACUUCUGUAAAAAUAAUUCAAACCAAAUCCCACAUUUACGUUCAAAAUGUAGGUAUACAAAUUUGUUAAUUCUUAAAGUCUUCAUGAGAAAUAAAACGAUUUUCGU
Culicoides brevitarsis is the source of this 1265-nucleotide messenger RNA. RefSeq lists its product as uncharacterized. NCBI's taxonomy places the organism in Eukaryota, Metazoa, Arthropoda, Insecta, Diptera, Ceratopogonidae. The transcript is spliced from 6 exons. Gene Ontology annotation, molecular function: peptidase inhibitor activity. The record is from RefSeq and is a predicted model, not a curated record. The coding region runs from base 801 to 1169 and encodes 122 amino acids.